UGGGAUCCCUAAAAAAAUAUGACAAUUCUAAUAAUGUGGGCGGUCUACUGAAGUGGUCUUUGCGGUCUCUGCUCUCCAGUCUCCUCUCCUCCCCUUACCUCUAUCACACCACCAAUGCGUCGAUACAAAAUAAUCCAAUUCCCUUUUCGCCAUUUGCUCUUUUAUCGUUAUCCUAAUCCCUUUCGCACGUGUAUACCUGCAAUUCCAGGCAUGAAACUUCUGAGUCCAAGCAUACCCUCCUCGUUGCUUCCAGUUCUUUGAUUCCAAAAUCGAAAUGCCUCCAGCAAAAUCAAAAGCGAACCACGACGACGCAAAGUCGGAGACGACCAGCGUCAAGGACCGAAAUGGUCACGGCUCCAACCAUCACCAAUCGAACGGAAAGCUUCGACGUGUGGCCAGUUCCAACGGUACACAAUUGCGAGAUGUGACAGCCGUCAACGGCAACUCGUCGACUGCCCCAACGCCAGCGUCACAACCCGGCCACGUUCAAGGGCUUCAAUGGCCAUCAUUUGAUCGAGAUGUCCUACACGACUACCGUCGCAAAUACCUCCUCCACACCCCGACCGCUUUUGCCAACCCAUACCACCACUGGGUGCUCUCGCGACCAGGCAUCGGCCUACGCUCGCCCACAAUGGCACGAAAACAAGAAUAUCGGCGACAGAGCAAAGAAGAGCUCACGAAAGUCGUCCGAAAACAUUUUAAUGCGCUCGGUGUACAAGAGACCGAUGUCAUCGUCGACUUCGUUCACAGGGUCAGAAAUCCGGGCGUCGUAAAAGUUAAGAGAAACAAAGAUCUACCACAUUCAUCUCCAUUACCAUAACCAUAAUUGGAUCCAUAUAUAGAUACCCCCCGAAAGCAAGGAUACCUGCACGUUUGGUUUUUGGCAUUAUUGCAUUAUUAUAGACAUUACCACAUCGCAAGACUCGCUUCGAGUCCUUUGCUUGACUCAUUUGGCUUACUCGCACUUUUUGCAUUAUCCUGGAGUUUUAGCGCUGGCCUGCGCUGGGUGGGACUCAACCGCGGAGGAACAGGGACCGACGACUAACGAAUCGAUAGGAGCACUAUGAGAUACUCUAGGGUAUAGGUAUAUACGGUCUGUUUUCGAAUUUAUAUUUUUGAUAUUGUACUAUAUAAUAGGGAUUCUUCUUAUACUAAGUAAAUACCGAAUACUCGCAUCUUAAACUGUUGUUUAUUUACUUCAACGCUUCCGCUUCGUCGAUACUUUUUAGUUAGGGGCUGCCGCUUUU
Messenger RNA from Annulohypoxylon truncatum, 1247 nucleotides. RefSeq lists its product as uncharacterized. The transcript has 2 exons. The record is from RefSeq and is a predicted model, not a curated record. The coding region runs from base 275 to 820 and encodes 181 amino acids. Gene Ontology annotation, molecular function: transcription coregulator activity; protein binding. Gene Ontology annotation, biological process: regulation of DNA-templated transcription. Gene Ontology annotation, cellular component: histone deacetylase complex. Lineage: Eukaryota; Fungi; Ascomycota; Sordariomycetes; Xylariales; Hypoxylaceae.